AUGGACCAUCAAACAGAAAUGGGUGCUUAUGGUGAAAAUCCUAAUGUUCAAAACAAUGGAAAUUAUAUAACAAUUAUUCCUGUUGAUUAUUCAAGACGUGGAUAUCCUAUUCAAGCAGAGUAUCAAUACAACGAAUUUAGAUCACGUGAAGAGUAUUACAGUGUACAAAGUCAAAAGUUACAAGCUGAAGUGAAUGCUCAUCUGUACUCUGUGUCACAGAGACUGCCACAUUUGUCAUAUAGCCCUCUGGGACGUCACAGCGACUGGGACAAACAUGACCCUCACAAGCCCCUUCAGCCAGACUCCAAAGAGAGUAACAGCUCGGAUUCACUCGAGAAGAGUGUUAUGGGCUCCAACUUAAGUAGUUGUUCGAAUCAAACUGGAUCAAGCAGUAUAGCCGCUGGCUCGUUCAGUACCACAGAACAAAUUACAAGUGGUGGCAGCUCUUCCAGCGCUAUAUCCCCACCAUUACCAGGGUCAUCGGGCAGUACCGCGUCAUCGUCGACCGUGUCUUCGAAUCCCGUGACCUACGUGUAUUUAAUGUCACGCACCGCCGUCAUGGUUGAAAUGAGUUCCGAGGAGGUGCCGUUGUGUGUGACAGCGGCACGGUUCCUCAAUGGAGUGCUGGCAGCCGAAGAGUUGGGUUUAACACAGCCCAGCUCUAGAAGCUUAGCCGCUAAUGUAUUCGCAUUGUGGAUGUGCAGUCCAUUGUUAGAAAUCCAAUUAAAACCACAUCACUGCCCCUGGCAGUUAUGGGCGAACUGGCAAAAACUACUUCAGAGGUACGGCCACGGAUCUGAAUCGAGGCGGGCGAAAGACCAACCUGUGUUGAGGUUACAGCGAAAUGUAUUCUUUCCCAAGCAUUUGGAAGAAGGCAUCAAGGAUUCUAAAAUACAAGAAUUAUUAUACGAAGAAGCAAGAUACAACGUUGUGACGGGCCGGUACCCGUUGGAAAGUGCCCAAGCUGUCAUGUUGGGUGGACUCCAAGCUAGAAUUCAAUUGGGACCGUACGAUCCUCACAGACAUACGGCGAAAUUUUUCAGGGAACAUCAGGAUAAAUAUCUACCGAAGCAUGCACGCUCUGGUCGAUGGGCCCAGUUGCUGCCAGCGGGGCGAAAGGGCAGCCCCGAAGCCAAACUGCUGGAGCAAGCUCAGAGACCGCCGGCAGCGCCACCUAGGAAACUCCGACAUAAAUAUCUGGCUCAUAUUCGGACACACUCCGCUUAUGGGGCGGCAUUUUUCCAAGGUCAGAUCGAGCAGCCGGUGCGCAGCCUGACCAGUCUACUCGCCCACGAGGACAUCCCCGUACUUGUAGCUAUCAACUCCAAUGGCGUUUACGUCAUUGACGACACAGAAAGUACGGUACUCCUUGGGCUACUGUACGAGGAGUUGUCCUGGGACUUCGGUUUACCAUCAGAUGACAAUGAAGACUGCCUGCCCUGUUUAUUUCUGCAGUUCAUGGUUGUAGAGAAUGGGCUACGAGUCUCCAAGAUAUUACAGGUGUUUUCGAAGCAAGCCAUAAUGAUGGACACGCUGAUAGAACACUUCGCGGGCGAGUACCGGAAACGGCUGGGCCAGGAGACGCCUAGCGACCACGCCAACUAUGACUACCACUCUGAUUCCGGCAGUAUAUCACUGCCACCACUCUCCAGACCUGACUCUCCGCAACGGCGGUUGGCUAACAAGCUAUCGAGAUUAGCGCUGGCAACCCACGACGGUAGGGGCAACCUGCUGGGCGGAGCCGGCGACUGGAAUACCGAUCUCAACCAUCCGCAACCCUCAUGGAUAUUGCCUAAACACUAGAACAAAUUAAAUCUUAUGACCAGCGCAGAUUGAAGACAUUUUGUCUGCGACUAAAUUGUCCUUUAUGUUGCUCUCGCAUUCCCUGGUUUUUACGUUCGACGAUAGACAAUUCUCAGUAUAAAUUAUGUUAGUCCUGUCAUAAUAAAACCUUAAAAUUACACAUGUGUUGUGGAAAGUACAUGUCUUUCAUAAAAAGAAAUUUUGCUGACAAAUGAGUUCAUAGUGUGCGGCUUUUAUCAGUUGCUACUACUACAUAAACAGAUGACUUUUGUACACGUACAAAUGUAUGUACCCAUAUUUUUCUAUAUAUACCGAUCAGAGUGCGUUACUUUUUUGAAUGGUCAUAUUUAGAACUACCCUCUAUUCUCUCUAUGAUUCGAAAUAUGACCAUUUGAAAAAGGAUCAGACUUUACGUUCCUUCCUAAAUGUCCUUUGCCGAAUUCCGAAUUCUUUGAGUAUUUAAUUAGCUUUAUUUUAAAAUUCGAACAGAUUUUUUUAAAGAAAGUUAUAAAAUUAACAUUAAUUUUUAAACUCAACUUAUUUUUCA
This is a messenger RNA of Galleria mellonella (greater wax moth), 2350 nucleotides long. It is a transcript of the gene Bili, whose product is annotated as FERM domain-containing protein 8. Gene Ontology annotation, biological process: negative regulation of canonical Wnt signaling pathway. The transcript is spliced from 11 exons. The coding region runs from base 1 to 1803 and encodes 600 amino acids. Lineage: Eukaryota; Metazoa; Arthropoda; Insecta; Lepidoptera; Pyralidae. The record is from RefSeq and is a predicted model, not a curated record. Gene Ontology annotation, cellular component: cytoskeleton; plasma membrane.